Molecule: messenger RNA, 1670 nt
Organism: Scophthalmus maximus (turbot)
Lineage: Eukaryota; Metazoa; Chordata; Actinopteri; Pleuronectiformes; Scophthalmidae
Gene: hao2
Product: hydroxyacid oxidase 2 (long chain)
Exons: 9
Coding region: 65-1177 (370 amino acids)
Molecular function (GO): FMN binding; oxidoreductase activity
Source: RefSeq, a predicted model, not a curated record
GUGGCUCUGAACAAAGGAACAAACAAUUGUUAUGAGUCUGACGAGAGAGAAGAUCUGAGUGAGAAUGAGCACUUGUAAUCGAGAGGGAGGCCGCUGCGCAGAGAUGGCGAUGGUAUGCCUGACGGAUUUCGAGGAGUAUGCCAAGGAGCAUCUCUCGAAGGCCACCUGGGAUUACUACGCAGCCGGCGCGGACGAGUGCUGCACCAGGGACGACAAUCUGCUGGCCUACAAGAGGAUCCGCCUGAGGCCUCGUAUCCUGCGGGACGUGUCCGUGAGCGACACGCGGACCACGGUGCAGGGGAUGGAGAUCAGCUUCCCCGUUGGCAUCGCGCCGACCGCCUUCCACUGCCUGGCCUGGCACGAAGGGGAGGUGGCCACAGCUCGGGCCACAGAGGCCCUGAACACCUGCUACAUCACCAGCACCUACUCCACCUGCUCGGUGGAGGAGAUCGUGGCGGCGGCGCCGAACGGCUACCGCUGGUUCCAGCUGUACGUGUACCGGGACCGCAAGCUGUCGGAGCAGAUAGUGCACCGCGUGGAGUCGCUGGGCUACAAGGCGCUGGUGCUCACCGUCGACGUGCCCUACACCGGCAAGCGGCGCAACGACAUCCGCAACCAGUUCAAGCUGCCGCCUCACCUCAAGGUCAAGAACUUUGACGGAGUGUUCCAGCAGGAGACGGCCGGCCCGGAGGAGUACGGCAUCCCGGCCAACACCUUGGACCCCUCCAUCAGCUGGAAAGACGUGUACUGGCUGCAGUCCAUCACCCGCCUGCCCAUCAUCAUCAAGGGCAUCCUGACCAAGGAGGACAGCGAGCUGGCCGUGGAGCACGGCGUCCAGGGCAUCAUCGUGUCAAACCACGGGGGGAGACAGCUGGACGGCGGCCCGGCUUCGAUUGACGCGCUGUCGGAGAUCGUGGACACGGUGCAGGGCCGGAUCGAGGUCUACGUGGACGGAGGCAUCAGGACGGGGAGUGAUGUUUUGAAAGCGCUGGCCUUGGGAGCCAAGUGUGUUUUCAUUGGCCGCCCGGCAGUGUGGGGCCUCGCGUACAAGGGCGAGGAGGGAGUGAGGGAAGUGCUGCAGAUUUUAAACGACGAGUUCCGUCUGUCCAUGGCUUUAUCAGGUUGCAGGAACGUAGCUGAGAUCAACAGGAACCUCAUUCAGUUCGCCAAACUCUAACUCGCCAGCAGAGGGCAGCGCCGAGGGACGAUAACAACAACAACGGCGGCGGCGGCGGCGGUCGCCUGAGCAGGACUCGCCGCCGCACCAAACCAAAAGUGUUGAAGAAAUUGCAAACUUACAAUCAAUCGAGGCGGGGCCUUGCCCGGAAGGGCCCCACACAGAGAUGACCUGGAAAUCGAACCCCGACCUUCUGCGCGAAGAGUCAGCGGUGUGACCCGCUAAGGAAGAACCUGAAACUGCAUCGUCAUGACAUAGAAACUGUGCGUUGCAUCAUUUGAGGGAAACCCGACGCAUGCUUCCACCCAUCUGAAAUGACCUGUGUGUCUGACAUGCUUUGUGUUUUUUUGCUUUUGGAUUUGGAAGGGGGGGCAACAACAAACGUGUUCUGGGGUUUUACUGAAACGAAUGUGAGAGAUGAGGACUUGCACUGUGGUGUUGGAAAUGCUGCCACGUUGCUUGUGGUUUAAUAAACACCUGCUGAGGUGACGGA